AUGGCAGACAGACCGAAUCCCCCACUAAGCUACGAGCCCUCGGCCACCACCACCCAUCCUCACGUCGGCUCAUCCUUGCUCCCAGAAGUAGUUGCCUGUCUCAAGAACUCUCGAUAUCUCCAUUUAGCAACAUGUGACGGUCUCACCCCUCACGUCUCCCUCAUGUCAUACACCUACCUCUCCGAAACACCCUUCGACGCCUACCCCGUAAUCAUCAUGACCACCAACCCAUCCUCGAAGAAGACCCUGAACCUAGAAGCGAAUCCGCGAGUUUCAUUGCUCGUUCACGACUGGGUCUCUCAUCGCCCUCCGACCCGCGCUCCAAACGGUCGUGACGGCUCCCCACCGCCAGCAGCAACGCGUUCUUCCCUGGCUAGCUUACUACUCAAUCUAAACACGAGCGCAUUAUCAAGUAUAUCAACUACCAUCACAGGCACAGCGCGAUUUCUGGAAGUCGGGUCCGAGGAAGAAAAAUGGUGCAAAAAUCAGCAUUUGGAGAAUAAUACAUUUGUAGCUGCGCCUAAUGAGGAGAUGCCGUUCGGUCAGCAGCGACGAGGGAGUGGAGUUGCGGAGACGCCUAUGAUUGAUGAUAAUAGUCGUGUGGUUAUAGUGCAGGUCCGGGAGGGGAGGAUUGCGGAUUGGAAGGGUGGUGUGAGGGAUUGGCAGUUGGUUAGGGAUGGUCCUCAAAUUAAUGAGUUUGCACCGCUCAUAUUGAUCAUGCGUCUCGCCCACCUCCACCUCCCAAACAUAACACCCUUCAACACCGUCUCCCAAAUCCAACAAACCCUCACCUUACGCCAUCUCGCCUACAAAAAAGCCGUCUCUACACCAACCUCAACAUCGACAAUACCACCAGACCCAACAAUAAUAACCUUCACGCCCAACCCCGUCUACACAACCGGACGCCGCGACCUCCCACCAUCAAAUACUUCCUCCCCCUCUGAUCCCACCCCAUCCCUCGAAUUAUCGCUUCCACCAUCCCUAGAGCCGAUUCGACAUUUACUCGAUCCCACCCAACCCUCCCCUUCUUCUUCUUCUUCUUCUUCUUCCGGUCAACAGACGAGAAAGGCGGAAUAUCACCCCACUCUCCGCGGCGGACAAACAACCUAUCACGGCCCUGGGCAAUUAGUAGCAUACACAAUCCUCGACUUGAGAAGAUUAGGUCUCUCGCCGAGAUGUCACAUAAGUCUUCUUGAACGAAGCGUAAUCGAUCUUUUGGACAGGUACAGGGUACGAGGGUUUACGACGUCUGACCCGGGCGUAUGGGUUGCGUCCAAGGAUGAUGGGGAGGCGAGAAAGAUUACGGCUGUAGGGGUACAUUUACGGCGUCAUAUAAGUUCAUACGGUAUUGGGCUCAAUGUUACUCAGGAACCGAUGUGGUUCUUUAAACAGAUUGUGGCGUGUGGAUUGGAAGGGAAGGAGGCUACUAGUCUUGAAGGGGAGGGGGUAACGUUUCCGAGCGAAAAGAUGGAAGAGGAGGUUAUGAGUGAGGUUGCGGAUGGGUUUGUGGAUUCGUUUGUGAGGAGGUUGGAGGGUGAUUUUCCGGUUGGGAAGGGUGGGAGGAGGGAUGGUGUUGAGUCGGUUUAUAAGAUUGGGAUCGAGGAUGUCGGACUUGAUUGA
Messenger RNA from Talaromyces stipitatus ATCC 10500, 1620 nucleotides. Its product is annotated as pyridoxamine phosphate oxidase, putative. Gene Ontology annotation, molecular function: lipoyl(octanoyl) transferase activity. Lineage: Eukaryota; Fungi; Ascomycota; Eurotiomycetes; Eurotiales; Trichocomaceae. The transcript is spliced from 3 exons. Bases 1 to 1620 code for a protein of 539 amino acids. The record is from RefSeq and is a predicted model, not a curated record. Gene Ontology annotation, biological process: protein lipoylation. Gene Ontology annotation, cellular component: nucleus; cytoplasm.